Molecule: messenger RNA, 679 nt
Organism: Misgurnus anguillicaudatus (oriental weatherfish)
Lineage: Eukaryota; Metazoa; Chordata; Actinopteri; Cypriniformes; Cobitidae
Gene: uqcc3
Product: ubiquinol-cytochrome c reductase complex assembly factor 3
Biological process (GO): mitochondrial respiratory chain complex III assembly
Source: RefSeq, a predicted model, not a curated record
ACAGUUGUAUAAUGGAGGACUGACGUCCCACAAUGCACUGCAUCGUGUCAACUGAUAUUGUACAACGAGUUCCGAGCUGUGUGAGCUACACAAUAAAAGAUCACGGGUACAUUAAGUUGUUUAUGAUCGCGAAGAGUUUGUUGUGUCCGUUAUGAGUGGAAUGAGGACAAUACUGACCUCGCUAGCGAUAGGCGGUAUUGUCGGUAUCGGCUUCGGAAUGUGGGCCAUAGUUGUACCUGGAGAAGAUAGGAAAAGAGAAUUAUUUAAGAGUCUGCCAGAGUCAAAUCCUGCCCGUAUGGAUGAGACGAGGAAGAGAAAUGCCCUCAUGCUUCAGGUUAUCAAGGAUGCUGCAGAAACCCAAGAUAACAUUGCACGUGGAUUUGGCAACCAGAAAUAAUGAAUGUGUGUUUGCACAAAUAUCAGACUUUCAGGUGCCUUUGCCAAUCUGCACGUCGAGGAGGAGGAGAUGAAUGAAGGCUGGCUUAUUUAAUAAACUGAGAUAUUGUUUGCCUAUGCCUGUCAUGAAAACAGAUGUUGCAGAUUGUAUUUAUUUUCGGAAAUUAAUGUAAAUAAAUUAAACCUACAUCAUCGUUGCUCUAUUCAACUGUUUUGUGUAAACUAAAUAAAUGUUGAUUUUUUUUGUAAAUAAAACAUUAAAGUUCCAUGUAAUUUCCUUUUA